AUGAAGAUUCUUUCCUUCAAUGUGAGGGGACUGGGAGGGAGGGGGAAGAUGAGGGUUAUAAGGGAAGUGGUUUGCCACCAUCAUGUGGAGGUUUUGUUUGUCCAGGAAACAAAAUUGCAGCGUAUCAGUACUCGUACGUGUGCUCAGCUGUGGGGGGAGUCGGGGUUCGAUUGGAAGGCUACUCCUGCUGUAAAUCGGGGAGGUGGCUUAUUGUGUAUAUGGAAUCCAAACUUGUUUGUCUUGGAGGAGUGUGUGGAGGGCCAGGGUUUUAUAGGGUUAGUGGGGGUUUGGAAAGCUUCUCAGAGUCGGUGUGUGUUGGUAAAUAUCUACUCUGCUACUGAUAUGGAGGGGAAGCGGGCAUUGUGGAAUGCUCUGACUCUAUGGAGGGCUAAUUGUACAGUAACGGCUUGGUGCCUUGCCAGCGAUUUUAAUGUUGUUCGAGUAGAAGACGAAUGUAGAGGUUGUGUUGGUGUUCUACCUGUGCAGAGGCAAGAGAUGGAGGAGGUUCACCUCUUCAUCUCAACAAUGGAGUUACAGGAUAUCCCGCUUGCAGGUCGUAGAUUCACUUGGCGCAGGCCUAAUAACCAGGCUCGUACCAGGUUAGACAGGUUCCUUGUGUCUAAUGAAUGGGAUGGUUUUUGGCCGAAUUGUUCUCAGCUAGUGCUUAACCGAGACAUCUCUGACCCUUGCCCGCUUUUGUUACGCUAA
Lotus japonicus is the source of this 708-nucleotide messenger RNA. RefSeq lists its product as uncharacterized. Gene Ontology annotation, cellular component: nucleus. Lineage: Eukaryota; Viridiplantae; Streptophyta; Magnoliopsida; Fabales; Fabaceae. The transcript has a single exon. Gene Ontology annotation, biological process: base-excision repair. The record is from RefSeq and is a predicted model, not a curated record. Gene Ontology annotation, molecular function: DNA-(apurinic or apyrimidinic site) endonuclease activity; phosphoric diester hydrolase activity; double-stranded DNA 3'-5' DNA exonuclease activity. The coding region runs from base 1 to 708 and encodes 235 amino acids.